GGAUAUUUGGCAUGGCACAGAGGAUAAGAAAGAGAAGGCAAUAUUGGCAAGCAAGUGACUAGGUGUAGGCCAGAAGUAGGCAACCUCGUGCCAUCCAGACUGCAACUCUCAAAGCCCCAAUCAGUCACCAUGUUGGAUGGGGCUGAUGAGAGAUAAAGACCAAUGCAUCAGGAAGGCACCAGCUUGUCUGCCACUGGUCUUGGCAUUGCUUUGAGAGGAGAGUAUUCAGAUCCCAGAGUUAGCAUGGAGACCCCAUAUUUUAGGAAGUGAAUAUUUCGGAGGUAGGCAGGCAGAAGAAGGCAUAGGAAGUUAAGAAUUAACCUGCAUGGCCUGGCCAGAGGUAGAUUCUUCCAGCCAAAAUGGAUGAUUUAAACCUGCACUACAGAUUUCUGAACUGGAGGAGGAGAAUCCGGGAGAUCAGAGAAGUUCGAGCUGUCCGUUAUCAAGAGAGGUUCAAACAUAUCCUUGUUGAUGGAGAUACAUUAAGUUACCAGGGAAACUCUGGUGAAGUCGGCUGUUAUGUGGCUCCUCGUCCACUGACCAAAGACAACAAUUACUUUGAGGUAUCGAUUGUGGACAGUGGUGUGCGGGGGACCAUUGCAGUGGGACUGGUGCCUCAGUACUAUAGCCUGGACCAUCAGCCCGGAUGGCUGCCGGAUUCAGUUGCCUACCAUGCCGAUGAUGGCAAACUUUACAAUGGCCGAGCCAAGGGUCGCCAAUUUGGAACAAAAUGCAGCUCCGGGGACAGGAUCGGCUGUGGGAUUGAGCCAGUGUCAUUUGAAGUCCAAACAGCCCAGAUCUUCUUCACCAAGAAUGGAAAGAGGGUUGGCUCAACAAUAAUGCCACUUUCUCCGGAGGGGCUCUUCCCAGCCGUAGGGAUGCACUCUCUGGGGGAAGAGGUCCGUCUCCAUCUUCACGCAGAAUUGGGCAACGAAGAGGAGGAUGACAGUAUCAUGAUGGUAGAUAGCUACGAGGAUGAAUGGGGCCGACUCCACGAUGUAAAAGUCUGCGGCACACUCUUGGAAUAUGUGGGGAAGGGGAAGAGCAUAAUUGAUGUGGGUCUUGCACAAGCCCGGCAACCUCUGAGUACCAGGAGUCAUUACUUUGAGGUGGAGAUUGUCGAUCCAGGGGAAAAAUGCUAUAUCGCACUGGGCCUGGCUCGCAAGGACUACCCAAAAAAUCGGCAUCCUGGCUGGAGCAGGGGAUCUGUGGCCUACCAUGCAGACGAUGGCAAGAUCUUCCAUGGAAGUGGAGUGGGGGACCCCUUUGGUCCACGAUGUUACAAGGGAGACAUUAUGGGUUGUGGAAUCAUGUUCCCACGUGAUUACAUCCUGGACAGUGAAGGUGACAGUGACGACAGCUGCGAUACAGUGGCUAUCCGGGCCAAGCCACGGGGGGUGAGGAAUGUUCUCUACUUGCACCAGGAAGCUGAGGAAGAUGAGGAUGAAGAAGAUGAUGGGGAAGAUAUGGAGCAGGAACACGAAGGCAAAAAAGUGGUGGUGUUCUUCACACGGAAUGGAAAGAUUAUUGGCAAGAAGGAUGCUGUGGUGCCCUCUGGUGGUUUUUACCCCACUAUUGGGAUGCUGAGUAGUGGGGAGAAGGUCAAAGUGGAUCUACACCCACUCAGCGGCUAAAUAUCAAGGACUGGAGAGCCUGUCUCUUUCCUUCUGCCAUCCCAUGGGACUGCCAGGUUGCUUGGGCUGUUCUUAACUUCCAGCCUGUACUUCCAGGGGCAACAUUUUUGUCUGUGGGGCCAUAUAGAUAAUACCUGUUUAGCUAAUACCACCUGAGCCGCCUAUCUUGUACCUUUUCUGCUUGGUUGCAGCUACUGUUGGACUCUGUGCUGCUGCUGGAUGUUGGAAAAAUAUUGAGGCUCUUCUUCCCAAGCAGGCCUGGGAUUAGUUCCUAGGAGAGGCCUAAUCUAUUCCCACUCAUUCUGCUUGGGGUGGUUCAAGUUUGUGUGUGGCUGCUGCUUUCCAGUCUUUGGAAGAGAUAUCGGGAUAUGGCCUGGCCAAGUCCAGUGCUGAUGCAGGGGUGCAGUGUCCCAUUUUGUGCAGAAUAGCAUCAGUUGCAGUUGGAACAGUGCAGCUGUUCUCUACAGUUGCUAGGGACUUUACAUUUGCAUACAAUACGUUGGGCAUCUGUGACCUCACCCUCGCUGCAGGCCAGCCUCAUACAGUCUGAGUUCUAACCUGUUUUUCUCCAACCCUCUUACAAUGCAGAAAAUCACUUUGCCACCGUAUAUGCACCCUCUGAUUAAAAAUUUACCAUGUGGUUGCAUGGGUCUGAGAAACUGCCAGGACCCUGCCACCUUUCCUGACGGGGGGUGCUAUGCUAGUUUUGGGGAUGGUGUAGCAAAUAUUGUAGAGCUGGGUAAGAAAUCUUUCUUGGAUUGUUUCUUCUAAGCCCCAACACUUCUGAACCCUCCUUUAUGUUAACCCUUGAAGGAGAAUGCCCUGCUGGCCUCUUGUCGCUACUAUUUCACUAGCAUGUCGUUUCCCUGGUAGCUGCCCUGGAGAAGGGCAGGGCUGUGUGAUGCUUGGAGUGAUCUGCCCUCUGUCGUCUGCUUUCCUGAGCCACAGAAGGUCCUCUAAUAAAGAAUAUAUGCAGGGCCAACCUGGUUGUUGGAAGGGCAGUACUUGACCUGUGUGCACUGCUGCUGCUGCUGAUCUCUGUACUGUCGCUGUCGUUCUUUUAUAAAGUAGGGGUGGAGCAGGGGUAUGGGGCAUGAAUUAUGUCCUGCAUUUUGAUUGUAAAGUGUUUGCUCUUUGGCCCGCCUUCUCUUCCUUGCAAAUUAAGAAGGGUUGGUCCUUCAUCUGUAUUGCUGCCUGCUUAUUCAUUCACCCUCUGGGUCCCUUGUCCCAUGCAUCGUGCUUGCUCAGCUGUAACCCUUUCUUUGUUGUGGCUUUGAUGUUAACAAAAGCUCCUUGGAAGGGUGAAAACCUGUUAUGAUGCCAUUUUGGGUAUAUGUGGCUGAUGAGUGGCAGGAGAAGCCAAAGAGUAGCAGCUUCUUUGAUCUGGGGGGUGGGGGGUGGGAAGGUGAAAGACAAGUCACUACUUUACCCUCUCUGGCCCUGUUGGGUCAAGGGCAAGUCUUGCUGCUAAGAUGAAAAUGUUCUGGGAAACUGAAAAUUGAAGGUAACAGUCCAGAAAACUGUUGCACUGGCUCCCCCUAUGGGGGCUCAGUGCCUGGCUUUGUUGUGAUAGUCUUGUUUUUAUAAGUUGGUAGGGUGGGAGCAAAAGCAUCCAUUUGUGGUUCUCUCUCUUCGUGAAUGUCAAUCAAUAUGCUACCAGCAACACUCCCUAACUCUUGAAAGUGUGAGAAGACUGCCUCCAUCUGCAGCCUUAACCAGUGUUGCCAAUGCUGAUCUCACUGGUGGAUGCUUUCUGUCCCCCCCACUGCUGAAAUUGUAUCUGGGAGCAGAAGAAAGCAUGGGGAGGGUGCCUACACCCCUUAGAGUCUAGCUUUCCCCAUCCUGAUGUAAUUCCGCACAUCUGGAGGGCAAUUCCCAGCAUCCCUCAGCCAGCUGUGCUGGCUGUGGCAUGCUGGCAUUGUAAUCCAACAAAGGUUGAAGAAGGCAGCCUUGGAGAGAGCUGGAAUACUGUUUCUCCAAUCCUCUUGCACAGUCCAUCUCCUGGGCUAUGCAGACCCAUAGAUUGCUGAUCUGAACAGAGUCAUCCUCUGUCCAGUUCUGUGUUCUUCCGGCUCCUGCUGCACCUCUGGAGACAGAAUCUUUAUACAUUCAAUAAAAUUGAAAUUUCCAUAUUUAUCCAGCACUUGAAAAGGCUUCUGGCUUGUUUACUUUGCAUCAACCACUCUCUCUCCCCCUGAAAAUGUUGCAUCAUUUCAGGAAAAAUGCACAGGUAAGUGAUAAUCUGUUCAGCAGAACUAAAGCACACCACUGGCAUGUUGCUGUAGUAUGGGGAUUACUUUUCCAGUCUUCUUUUUUUUUUUAAAGUUGGACUUUCUGUUCCAAGAGAAAAGACUGAAGUAUGUUUGGUGUCCCUGUAAAACAUGUGUGAACAAGCUAUGGCUGCUCUGUAAUAAAAGCUUUUUCUCACAACAGCUGAAAA
This is a messenger RNA of Varanus komodoensis (Komodo dragon), 4074 nucleotides long. RefSeq names its product SPRY domain containing 3 (gene SPRYD3). The record is from RefSeq and is a predicted model, not a curated record. NCBI's taxonomy places the organism in Eukaryota, Metazoa, Chordata, Lepidosauria, Squamata, Varanidae. The coding region runs from base 360 to 1634 and encodes 424 amino acids. The transcript is spliced from 11 exons. Gene Ontology annotation, molecular function: protein binding.